Messenger RNA from Arabis nemorensis, 435 nucleotides. The record is from the annotation of a GenBank genome assembly. NCBI's taxonomy places the organism in Eukaryota, Viridiplantae, Streptophyta, Magnoliopsida, Brassicales, Brassicaceae.
AUGAAGGACCUAAUGAGGGACAGCCCCAAGGUUCACAAGAAGAGGAGGAAACGAGUGAGGGGGAGAGUGAUCAAGACAUUACAACAUCAGACUCCACCUCACCCGAGGGUGCUGCAACGGGACGCGGCAGCAGAACAACGGGAAGAGGCAGCGGUGCAACAGAAUGCGGCAUCUCUACCAACAGUACCACAAGACCCAAUGGCCCAACGACCAGUUCUUAGACGAAGCACAAGAACUCAACAGAAUGUGGUACCUCCUCCAACAGUACCGCAAAACCCAAUAGCUCAACAACCAGUUCUUAGACGUAGCACAAGAACUCCGAGUGACCCAUCCACUUGGAAAGACAAGAGAGUCUACUACAAUGGUCAGGCCGAGGGAACGAGGGGCUGGUUUGAAGGAUUCUUGAUGGGGAAGCGAUCUGGGGUUGGUACGUGA